GAGAAAUCUUUUAGGGGUUCUACUUUACGGGCCACCCGGCUGUGGCAAAACUUUAUUAGCGAAAGUGAUCGCGUCAGUAUCAGGGGCCUGUUUCAUCAACCUGGACAUAUCUAGUUUGACCGACAAAUGGUACGGUGAAACACAGAAGUUGACAGCGGCAGUAUUUUCGUUGGCAGCGAAGGUGCAGCCGGUGAUCAUUUUCGUCGAUGAGAUCGAUUCAGUCCUGCGGACACGAGAUUCAUUCGAUCACGAGGCGACUGCGAUGAUGAAAGCACAGUUCAUGACUAUGUGGGACGGCCUCUUGUCGGAUGACGCUUGCCGCAUAGUGGUGGUCGGCGCAACGAAUCGACCAAAUGACGUCGACAAGGCGAUCCUCAGGCGAAUGCCAUGUCAUUUCCACGUCGGCUACCCGAAUGCAGAACAACGGUUGGCCGUGUUGAAGGUGAUUUUAAGGAAAGAAAAGCGAGGUGAUGAUGUCAACCUGGCGGAGAUAGCGGCUAAAGCAGGGGGUGGCGGCAGUGACGACGACAGUGACAACCUGCUUGAGAAAGUCUCUUGCUCUGACUUAAAGGAGAUUUGCAGGCUGGCCGCCUUCCAGCGUGCACGAAGGUAUUACAUUCGACUAUCUUUAGCGCACAUUAAGAAGAGAUUAUUCUUUAAUAAUUUAAAUGUCUGCCACGUUUUUGUUUUUGUUGCCUCUUUAGAAUCGUACAUGUCGUCGAAAGUUGACUGUAUCAUUCGUGUGUUCAGCGUUUUGUCAGAUGCAGUUAUUCGCAACUUUUCUCUACACACUCUUUACGGGGACGUUCCGGCCAAGGAAGCUUGA
This is a messenger RNA of Soboliphyme baturini, 826 nucleotides long. NCBI's taxonomy places the organism in Eukaryota, Metazoa, Nematoda, Enoplea, Dioctophymatida, Soboliphymatidae. The record is from the annotation of a GenBank genome assembly.